Messenger RNA from Diaporthe batatas, 1713 nucleotides. RefSeq lists its product as uncharacterized. NCBI's taxonomy places the organism in Eukaryota, Fungi, Ascomycota, Sordariomycetes, Diaporthales, Diaporthaceae. The record is from RefSeq and is a predicted model, not a curated record. Gene Ontology annotation, molecular function: polyubiquitin modification-dependent protein binding. The coding region runs from base 196 to 1350 and encodes 384 amino acids. Gene Ontology annotation, cellular component: VCP-NPL4-UFD1 AAA ATPase complex. The transcript is spliced from 2 exons.
AACAACUUCAACCUCCGAUAGCUUUGAACCAAAAGCUUCCCCCACGUCUUUGAGCAAGCACCAACUCCUUCGCCUCUGAGCCUUCCCACUCCGUCUCCUACCAGUCAGAUACCGCCCUCCACAUCUGCCAUUCCCUUUUUCUCAGGUCCAGCGCCAAUAACAAAGGCUCUCUCUUCCGACACGAAGCACCCGGACAUGUUUGCACCUGGAUACGGCGGUAUGGAUCCGGCCAACCCGCAAGACUUCCUCAACAUGGCGCGGUCGAUGCGCCGGCCUGUCACUCAACGAUUCGACGAGUACUAUCGCUGCUACCCCAUGGUGAUGCAUCCCGGCCCCGAGCGUACCGAGCUGAACUAUGGCUCCAAAAUCCUGCUGCCGCCGUCAGCACUCGACAAGGUGUCCAAGCUCCACGUGCAGUGGCCGUUGCUCAUGGAACUCACCAACGGGGAGAAGGAGAGGCACUCUCAUGCCGGUGUGCUGGAGUUCGUCGCCGAGGAGGGUAGGGCGUACCUCCCGCAGUGGAUGAUGCAAACGCUGCUACUGGACGUCGGCGACAUGAUUCAGAUCAAAACAACGUCCCUAGAGCUCGCCAGGCUGGUCAAGCUCCAGCCGCAGUCCGUCAACUUCCUCGACAUCAGCGAUCCCAAGGCUGUGCUCGAGCGUGCCUUCCGGAACUUCGCUGCCGUCACCAAGGGCGAUGUCUUCAACUUCGAGUACAACGAUACGGUCUACGACGUGGCAGUCCUGGAUGUGAAACCCGAGACGGAGAAGAUGGGAGUCUGUAUGAUCGAAACGGACGUCUCGGUCGAGUUUGCCCCUCCAGUGGGAUAUGUGGAGCCAACAAAGCCCUCAGGGAGCGGCACCAGCACGCCGAGGAGCACCCGUGGCCUGCCGGCUGGAGGAUUGCUGCAUAAUCAGGGCACCAUGGCUCAGGCCAUCAAUUACGACGCUAUCGCACCCUCUUCCGUCGCGGCGCAGGUGACCAAUUUCCACGGCGAGGGCAACCGUAUUGGUGCUAAGAAGGGUGGAAAGGCCCCCACACCAAAGCCAGCCACACCUGUCCAGGGCAUUCCAACAGACAAGGAGUCUGGCACACCCCGAAGACGCACAAAUGGGCCACUGCCGCUUCGCUUGCCCCCGAAUAAGUUGUUUCUUGGAUAUGAGGUCACGCCGUACAAGUCCAAGGAGCAGAAGGAGAGAGAGAACGAGGGUGCACAGAAGCCUCACUUCGCAGGCCAGGGGCAGACGCUGAGAGGAGGCGUCAAGAAGAAGGUUGAGGCGGAGGACAAGCCACCUGUCGUGAAAAAACCCGAGGUCGGUCGUCGACUAGAUGGCAAGGGUGUCUCUUAGAUGUGUUCUUUGCUCUUGUGUUUCUGGGGCUUGUGGACAGCCAGGCGUUCCGGUUGCAGGGUACGGGACGGGAAUUACGGGUCCCAACAUUAUGGCAGACAGGACAGGACAAGUUCGUGAAUGCUGUGGCUUUUUUGUACUCUCUCGCAGCUGCACUAUUGAGACGAUGGCCUCAUGUGAAAUGACGACAAAAGCAAUCGCCCAAGGGGAUACCUCCUAGUGAACAAUUUCCUGGAGGGAAAUUUCUUGUAAAUCAAACUUAACUAAGUUGACCUCUAGAAAACACCAAAAAGGCAACCACGAGGACCAUCUUUUCAAAUCGCUCUCCCACCUUACAUUGAAAAUUCUUAUGCUAUAACCUCA